GAGGGCAAAAUGAUAAAUUCAGAUGGCGGCGAUUUCAGAAACUGGAGCGCAGCUCUUUGCUCGACUCGGUGAGAAACCCUCUCUUGCUAGACUGAACCCCAAACUAAUCCCACCAGGUUUAGAGCCUAGGCCUGGAGAUGUGGUAGAGAUCUACGGCAACAGUGGCUCUGGUAAAACUGAGCUUCUCCUGAACCUGGCUGCAAUGUGUAUUCUUCCAGAGCGGUGGAAGACCAUUGAUAUUGGCGGAUUAGGAACCAGUGUUGUGUUCAUAGACACUGAUCAUCAGUUCUCAAUGCUCAGAUUGUUUGCUCUUCUGGAGAGGAAAGUUGCUGAAGCUAUUGAUAAUAGGACAAAGCGUAAAGGUAGGAUUGGAGAUCAUGAUGGAGGUACAUCAAGCACAACACAUUUUAAUUCCGAGUGUGCCAAUCAAAAGGACAGUGACAGCAAUAAGGAAACAUGCUUGCAACAAAAUGUGAACUUAAAUUUGCACAGUGCUUCUUGCAGGACUACUGAAACUGCUGAUCGAUCGAUUGAUGAAGCCAAGUUUUCUCCCCCAUCUGAAGAGGAAGUAGAAACUUUUUUAAAGGCAUGCUUGAAGAAACUCUACAUGGUCAAGAUUGCUACAAGCAACCAGCUGGUUAUAACCCUCCACUCCUUAGAAUCCUUACUGGCCAGCCAGUGUGACAUCUCUGUGCUCAUGAUGGACUCUGUAUCAGCGUUCUACUGGGUAGAUAGGAUGAAAGGAGAUGGUGCACAUCGCCAAGGUGUCAAUCAGAAGCUGGCAUUUGGGGCCCUCUCCAGACUAGUUGAAGACUACCACCUAGUCCUGUUCGCUUCCAAGGCAGCUCUUGUAACUAAGCAACCACAGAAUGAAUUCAGUUUAAGACUUGACUCUACCGGGGAAACGGAUCAUUCCAAUCGAACUUCAACCACGAGUGUGAAGUUAAGCACAGACCAUCAUGAGUUUAUGAGCCAGGAAUGGACAAAGCUUGUCACUCAUAGGAUGAUAUUAGAACGACAUGAUCACAUGACCUCUGAUGGACCAAACAGCUCCUAUCUAUCAGUGCUCAAGCACAAGGCCUCAGGAAAUAUGUAUUCAUGUCAAUUCAUUAUAGAUCAACAGGGCAUUAGGGUAUAGUUUAUGUCCUGUCUAUAACGGGGCAGUUCACUCUGGCAUCGGGGCUUAAAUAAAAGCAGAAAUGUAAUAAACAGAUCAG
Messenger RNA from Strongylocentrotus purpuratus (purple sea urchin), 1217 nucleotides. Its product is annotated as DNA repair protein XRCC2-like. Bases 23 to 1138 code for a protein of 371 amino acids. Gene Ontology annotation, cellular component: centrosome; replication fork; Rad51B-Rad51C-Rad51D-XRCC2 complex. The transcript has 2 exons. The record is from RefSeq and is a predicted model, not a curated record. Gene Ontology annotation, molecular function: ATP binding; four-way junction DNA binding; ATP-dependent DNA damage sensor activity. Lineage: Eukaryota; Metazoa; Echinodermata; Echinoidea; Camarodonta; Strongylocentrotidae. Gene Ontology annotation, biological process: double-strand break repair via homologous recombination; DNA strand invasion.